This is a messenger RNA of Linum trigynum, 1943 nucleotides long. NCBI's taxonomy places the organism in Eukaryota, Viridiplantae, Streptophyta, Magnoliopsida, Malpighiales, Linaceae. The record is from the annotation of a GenBank genome assembly.
AUAGUCUUCCUUCCAAUUGUGAAAGCAAUGAGUCCUCUAACUUCUCUGCUUAUCGUCCCGGCCACCGCCUACAUCGUUUAUGCGGUCGUCAAAUUCCUCCACACAGUGAUAUGGCAACCUCUCCAGACACAGCGAUUCCUCAACUCGCAGGGGCUAAAAGGCCCUCCUUACGCUUUCCUCCUAGGCAACGUCAAACAACUCAUUCAGUUCAGAGAGGAAGCGUUGACCAAACCCAUGCCCACUCUUUCCCACGACAUAGCUCACAGGGUCAUCCCUCACAUCUCCGCAUGGACCAAGCAAUACGGGAAGAACUUUGUGUUCUGGAUUGGACCGCGAGCUCAAAUGGUUCUCGGAGAUCCAGAUUUAGUCAAAGAAGUUCUAAGCAAUAAAAAUCGUAUUUUCUCUAAAUCCGACCUGCUGUCUCCUUACAUGCAAAAGAUUUUUGGCCAAGGACUUGCGAUUAACGAAGGUGAAAAGUGGGCUAAGGUGAGAAGAAUGGCAGAUUUCGCUUUACAUGGCGAGAACCUCAAAAGUAUGGUACCGGACAUGAUUGCUAGUGCAGAGAAAAUGCUAGAGAGAUGGAAGAUGAAGGAGGGGAAAGAGAUCGAAGUUCAUGAAGAAUUCUGGAUUUUGUCGUCGGAAGUGAUUUCCAGGACAGCUUUUGGAAGUAGCUUCAAGGAAGGACAACAAAUAUUUGGCAUGCUCAACGAAUUGACGAAAAUUUCCGAUAGGAAUACAUUCAAAAUGAGUCUUCCAAUAAUUAGUGACCUGUUCAAAACCAAAGACGCGAAGGAUGCUGUUAGGCUGGUCCAAAGAAUUGCAGACUCGAUUAUGGAAAUCGUGAAAAAUAGAGAAGAAAAGGUGAAAAACAGGGAGGUCGAUGGCUUUGGGAAAGAUUAUCUUGGACUACUUCUCAAGGCUUAUCGUGAUGAAGGCCAGUCCGAGAAGAUAUCUGUAGAGCAAUUGGUCGAUGAAUGCAAAACUCUAUAUGUGGCUGGACAGGAAACAGUAAAUACUUUGCUCUCUUGGAUGAUUCUGCUUUUAUCAAUCCAUCAAGAUUGGCAAGAAAAGGCAAGAAAGGAGGUUUUUAGUGUAUUUGGUCGUGAUAAAACCCCUGAUGCCAAUGGGAUUACGAGGCUCAAACUGAUUGGUAUGAUCAUCAAUGAAACUUUAAGGUUGUACUCCCCAGUAUACUCAGGAUUCAUGCGUGAUGUCGAUAAGGACAUCAGACUUGGGAAGUUCGAUUUGCCUGCGAGUGUCCAGUUUCACAUACCAAUCAUGACGAUUCACCACGACCCUGACAUUUGGGGAGAAGAUGUUCAUCUUUUCAAGCCGGAAAGGUUCUCGGAAGGAGUUGCUAAAGCUACAAACAACAACCCAACUGCGUUCAUGCCCUUCGGGAUGGGACCCCACGUCUGUGCAGGCUUCAACUUCGCCACAAAUGAGGCUAAGAUAACCAUUGCUAUGAUCCUUCAGCGCUUCACUUUCAGCCUCUCCCCGGGCUAUGUCCAUUCUCCUUUUCCUUUCUUGGCUGUUAGGCCAGAGAAGGGGGUUCAAGUUAUCAUCAAUGCACUGUAAGCAUAAGAUAGACAUUAUUAUAUAUAAACACGAAGUAUUGUUACUGUUGCCUAAACUCUCUAGCUGAUUGGUCAAUUUUUUUAAUAAUAAAUUAAGAAUGGAUUUUGGACAGGAACAGAGGCAGAUUGGGGAUUGGUGGAAUUUUGAUAAUGAUGUACUAUUUGUAUCCCGGGUUCAAUCCCUACUUCUAACAUUUAUAAUCCUUUUUUUCACUCAUAGUCAAAUGGUGUUGCAGGGCUUUGGGCUUCAUUAUACAAUUAUGAAGGCCCAAAUUUAUACAUCUUGAUCUUGAUAUCGGGUUCUAUUAUGCUAUGAUCAAAUUCCAAUUUCGAUAUACUAAUCUUUAAGAAAAAUUUUCAUUUGAU